Cheilinus undulatus (humphead wrasse) is the source of this 1242-nucleotide messenger RNA. RefSeq names its product cytokine-like protein 1 (gene cytl1). The transcript has 4 exons. Gene Ontology annotation, biological process: positive regulation of transcription by RNA polymerase II. Bases 121 to 561 code for a protein of 146 amino acids. NCBI's taxonomy places the organism in Eukaryota, Metazoa, Chordata, Actinopteri, Labriformes, Labridae. The record is from RefSeq and is a predicted model, not a curated record.
UUUUCUACCAGUUCACUCUUAAAAGUGCAGCAGGUCCUGGUCUGGUCUGUACUGUAGUAUUUGAGCCUGUGUUGAUAGUCCCAGCAGCCUGACUCGCUCCUGAGCUACACAUUAUCCGACAUGAGGCUGGGACUCGCCGCUCUCCUCUGCUUCUUCAGCUUCGUGUGGCUGUCGGAGUGUGCGCCUCCGACCUGCUACUCCAGAGCUCUCGGCCUGAGCAAGGAAGUUAUGACUCUGCUGGAUAGAAUACACACCUACCAUCGUACGAAAACCUGCGCCGAGAUUCUGCCCACGAUCUUCCUCGACGUGCACAAUUCCUGCAUCACAGCUAAACUCCGGGACUUUCUCUACGUGGUGCUGAACCAUCCGAACCAGUACUGCAGAGAACGUCCGAGAAUGGUGUCGCUGAAACGUAAAAUCCAGAACUUAUACACCAUUAUCACCAGGAUCUGUUACAGAGACUUGGUGUUUUUCACAGAUGACUGUGAGGCAAUCGACACUGGACACAGCAGCCCCUACUACGCAGAGGACAGACUCCAGCUGCUGCAGGAGGAGAGAUGAGCAGCUGACAGCCAUACAUUCAUAAAAACACAUUAGCAUUAUGUAGAAUAGUAAAUCAAGUGCAACCCACACCACAGUAUGCACAGUGAUGGAUGCAUUAUUAGCAAAACAGUGCGGUUGAUCGCUGAACCUAGUUGGCUCAGUUGUAGCUGCACACUCAUGUUAGCAGACAUGUGUGGCUACAUUCCAGCAAGGAGUGCAGAACUUUCCACAGGAAAUUUGCUGAAUGCCAACCAUGCCGAUGAAAACCCUGAAAUAAUAAACCAAUAAGAGAUUCUUGUGAGUCGGGCUUAACUGCUGCUUACUUAGCAGGGUUGAUCAAAGCUCAGAGUGUCAUUAAGAGAAAUAUUUUGUGUUGCCAUAACCCUUGCUUUGACCAACAUGUCUUAAAGGAGCAUUAUGCAGCAUUUUGCAAACACUGAAAGGGUUGAACAUGGUGAUUCAAAACGUUACAUAAGAACUACUUGUCCCCAGUACAUGCUCAUGUACUGUGUUCAGUUACAAUAUUUUCUCAUAUUUUUUGUCUCUUAAUAUUAAAGGAGUUGUGACAAUAGUGCUGCCUAUGUAAGAUCUGAACAUGGACAUAAAGAACUGACCUGUUUUUAUGUGUACAUCUAGGCAAUUAGUAUUGCAAUUUAUGUAUGCCUCUCUAUAUGUAAUAAACCUCUCAUUAUGUAUCGA